Molecule: messenger RNA, 3396 nt
Organism: Colletotrichum lupini
Lineage: Eukaryota; Fungi; Ascomycota; Sordariomycetes; Glomerellales; Glomerellaceae
Product: L-ascorbate oxidase
Exons: 11
Coding region: 1-3396 (1131 amino acids)
Molecular function (GO): iron ion binding; monooxygenase activity; oxidoreductase activity, acting on paired donors, with incorporation or reduction of molecular oxygen
Source: RefSeq, a predicted model, not a curated record
AUGGCAUUCCCUCAUCUUUGCUCUGAGACAGGGCGCCGAGUAAGGGGGUUCUCGUUCGUUUCGGUACUUUAUUUCUUUGCCCUGCUUACGCAGGUCUCUGCUUGGGGCCCGCGCAAGUCAGAUCACGGGCCCCCAGGUCACUAUGGAGGUCGACAGAAGCAUGGUGCCAGCUUUACGCCGGACUUUGUGUUGAAAAUGACCUACGAAAACGUCUCAAUUGGUUGCCAGACAAGAAUGUCGGCCCUGAUCAAUGGCACAUUGUUCGGGCCGACGCUCAGACUCAAGCCUGGGCGAAGAAGUUGGAUCAGAGUCUACAAUGAUAUGCCAGACCAUAAUGCAACCAUCCACUGGCAUGGUUUGAGCAUGCGCAUGGCACCUUUCUCUGAUGGUAGCCCAUCCGCCACCCAGUGGCCUAUUCCACCUGAUCAUUUCUUCGACUACGAGGUCUACCCCCUACGAUCCGAAUCCGGUACCUACUUCUACCAUUCUCAUGUCGGCUUCCAGGCUAUGACAGCUUCUGGCCCACUGAUCAUUGAGGACAAGGCCGAGCCCCCCUAUGUAUAUGAUGAGGAGAGGAUUGUCUUCCUCACCGACUACUUCAACAAAACGGACACCGUUAUCGAGAAGGGCCUCGUGGCAACGCCUUUCACCUGGUCUGGCGAAACGAAUGCGGUCCUCAUCAACGGCGUCGGAGUCUCUGUUGGGGAGACUGCCGGAAAUGGAAACUGCAAGCUACCAGUCAUCGACGUGGAGCCUGGAAAAACUUAUCGCAUGCGCUUCAUUGGUGCUACGGCAUUGUCCAUGGUGCAAGUAGGCAUCGUGGAUCAUGACAACUUUACCAUCAUCGAAGCUGAUGGUCACUAUACCAAACCUCACACUGAGAAGUUCAUGCAAUUGACUUCGGGUCAGCGUUUUGAUGUCAUCUUCAAGACUAAAACCGAGGCAGAGUUAAACGGGAAAACCGACUACCUUAUUCAGUUGGAGACCAAAGACCGUCCGAAGGUGUACCAGGGCUAUGGCGUACUACGAUACUCCAAGGCACAACCGCAGAUUACAACAGCUCCAGUCACUCCUCCUCUGACACUUUCCAACAAGACGUAUGAAUGGGCAGAGUAUGCCUUGGAACCGUUGGUACCAAACAAUUUCCCCCAGGCUAGCGAAGUAACUCGGCAAAUUCACAUCGAUAAUCGUCAACUCGCGACCCAGACCACCCUUUGGCAGCUCAACGGACUGCAAUGGAACGAGACUUCGACGCCUUAUGCGGGAGAUCAGCCCUACCUGAUCAACAUCUACGAGAACGGGCCGUCUGCCAUUCCGAACUACACUGCCGCCAUGAACAACAACGGCUGGGAUCCGACUACGUUGACAUGGCCGGCAAAGAUGGGCGAGGUUCUCGAGAUUAUUUGGCACAACACUGGAUCACUGGUCAAUGGCAAUGGUGGCCUCGACUUCCAUCCCUUUCAUGCUCAUGGCGGACAUUACUGGGACAUUGGCAGUGGCAAUGGAACUUACAAUAGCACCGAGAACGAGGAGCGGCUGAAGAACUACAAUCCAGUCAAGCGAGACACAACAAACCUUUAUCGAUAUGGCGAGAAGACAAAGUCUGGCGAUGUUUCCGGGUGGAGAGGCUGGCGUCUACGUGUGGAGGACGCCGGUGUAUGGAUGAUUCACUGUCAUAUUUUGCAACACAUGGUUAUGGGCAUGCAGAGUGUUUGGGUCAUGGGAGAUUACCAAGACAUUACCGGCAUUCCCGCUGUUGAUGCGGCUGGAUAUUUGCAGUACGGAGGAAACGUUAAUGGCAACGCCACUUUCGCACCAUCAGUCGAGCCGCACACGUUCUACAAGGCAGCCUCACUCUUUUUGAUGAUCUCUCUUCCUCUACGAGAGAAAGCCUUCAUGCAAUUAAUCCACGGUUACAAUGCGCUCUGCGCCUCCCAUAUUGGGCUGUUUUCUGCUUUUGUUGCAUCUCGAACCAUCUAUAACAUUUAUUUCCAUCCUUUAAGCCGCUACCCUGGGCCUCGACUUUGGGCCGCUUCUCGACUACCAUGGAACAUUGUCAACCUUCAAGGCAACCUCGCUUGGAAAAUCCGCGAGCUCCACGAAAAGUAUGGCUCAGUUGUCAGAAUUGCACCUGAUGAGCUGUCUUACACGAGUUCUACGGCCUGGAAAAAGAUAUAUGGUCAGAGGUCACCAGAGUUUGCGAAAUGUUUUGACGGAAGGGGGAUCGCUGGGCCUAGUGUAACUAACCCAGCGAUUCGCAAUGGCGGCAUCGUGACGGCCGAGCAGGAGCCUCACUCUCGACUUCGUAAGGCAGUUUUGCCAGCCUUCAGCGACCGUGCACUAAGAGAGCAGGAGGAUAUCCUCCAGCUUUACGCAGGGAAAUUGAUGAAACAACUACGAUUCUCUAGCGAGAACGGAGCUCCUCAGGACAUGGUCAAAUGGUUUAGCCUUGCUGCCUUUGACAUCAUUAGCGACCUGGCAUUUGGACAGGCGGCUGGGUGUCUAGACGAUGCAUUCCAACCAUGGUUGCAAGUCAUUGGUGCUCGAGCGCAGGGAAUUGUCCGAUACCAGUUCGCUAUCUACUAUGGACUUGAAGCCUGGCUAGAAUGGCUCGCCCCAAAGGCCCAAAAGCUGGCUCUGAAGAGACAUGGCGAGUUGACUGCCGGCAAAGUCAAACGCCGACUUCAACAAUCCGAGAAUAAGAGAGAUUUUAUGAGUUACAUCUUAGAAAACCCACAAGCUGACCUCAGCAAUGCCGAUUUGGUCAGGAUGGCGUCAGCUUUCAUUGUCGCCGGCAGUGGCACCACAGCCACUGCACUUUCUGGCAUCACCUUCUACUUGUGUAGCAAUCCAAAGACGCACACGGCACUAUCGGAAGAGAUCAGAACCGCAUUUCAGACCGAAGAUGAGAUCUCAAUGGCAUCGACAGGGGAGUUGAAGUAUCUUAAGGCAGUCAUCGAAGAAGGGCUGAGGAUAUAUCCCCCCAGCCCAAGCGCUCUGCCGAGAUUUGUGCCUGGAAGCGGUGAGGAGAUUGAUGGGAAAUGGGUUCCUGGGGGCACGGCAGUUGGCGUUCAUCAGCUUUCCGCUGGUCACUCGGAACAGAAUUGGACUAAUUCAAGGGAGUUCAUUCCAGAGCGAUGGCUAGAAAAGAGCGACAUAUGUAUGUUUGCCAACGACGAUAAGUCUGCGAGUCAGCCGUUUUCUUAUGGUCCUAGAAACUGUAUAGGCAAGAGCAUGGCCUAUGCAGAGCUGCGCAUAAUAUUGGCCAAGUUGAUUUGGAAUUUUGAUCUAGAACUGACGGAGGAGUCAAAGAAAUGGACUUUGAGACAAAAGACGUACCUGAUCUGGCAGAAACACAUAGUCAUUGACCGUGGCUUGACGACUUGGCAGAAAUAG